AUGGAGAAAGCAAAAGAUGAGACCAAAGCUGAGAUAAUCGCUGCCUGUAGAGAUGAUAUGGUGGCUGCCUUUACAAGCUUGAUUCCAACUAUGGUCACAUGGGCGCAACAAAAUCCAAACGCGCCACCAAGUGAUUUUCCCAUGCCCAGCUUCACCGGGAGCAAUGCAAUGAACACUGCAACCAUACCCAUACCUAGUAUGGCAACCGCACCCGCACCUCCUCCAGCACCUGCUCCUGCACCCAGCUCUCACAGUAGCCCUAGCUCCGUCUCUGGCUUGAAUGUCGGGCCGUCAACAUUGGCUGAGCUUGACGCCCUCACGGCCGACUCCACUCAAUGCACCCUCCUUUACGACAUGAAGGGCGGCAGAUGUGCCUUAAGGGUCUCCGUGGCGAGUGUGAAAGCGGGCUACGAGGGUUUCCCUCGUCCAAUACAAACCGAUGGAGAGGAUGACGAGACCCCCACGCAGCUUGGCCAAUGCAAAAAUUGGCCGAUCCUGUGGCCAAAAAAUCUUCUUCGUGUCGAGGUGGCCGGGAGCACACCAACGGGACCACAGGAAGGUAUGACCACACCACCACCUACACAAGUACAACCAUCAUCUGUGCUACCUGAGAUCGAGAGACAUGAGGAAGGAGGGCCAACCGUUCCGGCAGAUGAUGCCAUCUGCCCCAUGGAAGAGGAUAUGGAUCAUGACAUGGAGGUGGCCGAUGACCCUCUCCAGUAUUUCAAUACUGCCUUUGACAACGAAGUAACAAUGAGUCAACCAUAUGAAUAUGAGAUGCAUGUUCAAGAGCCAGAACGUCCUCGGGAGUGCAAGAAGUCUUUGUUCAUGCAAUCCUCGCAGGACACGCCUCCAGAUGCCGGCUCCACCCAAGCUCAACUAAUUAGCCAGAGUCGUCCAAUGUUGAGCCCGACAACACUAGGGGUGGUGCUCAAGGAGGGUCUGACAGACCCACCAGCACCUGAGCCCACCAAGAAGAAGUAG
This is a messenger RNA of Aegilops tauschii subsp. strangulata, 984 nucleotides long. The record is from RefSeq and is a predicted model, not a curated record. NCBI's taxonomy places the organism in Eukaryota, Viridiplantae, Streptophyta, Magnoliopsida, Poales, Poaceae.